Messenger RNA from Phalaenopsis equestris, 1231 nucleotides. RefSeq names its product tRNA 2'-phosphotransferase 1-like. The coding region runs from base 103 to 996 and encodes 297 amino acids. Gene Ontology annotation, biological process: tRNA splicing, via endonucleolytic cleavage and ligation. The transcript has 8 exons. The record is from RefSeq and is a predicted model, not a curated record. Gene Ontology annotation, molecular function: tRNA 2'-phosphotransferase activity. Lineage: Eukaryota; Viridiplantae; Streptophyta; Magnoliopsida; Asparagales; Orchidaceae.
UCUCCUUCGCUCCCCCUUCCACUUUCGCCUGAAGGCAUCUCCUUCGCGCCGGAAACCUCGCGAUAGAGUCAUGCUCUAAAUCCGUUACCAGAGAGCCCCUAGAUGCGAGCUUCGAUUGGUUCUGCCCUCCGCCUCUUUCGACUAUCCUCGCUUCAUCGAGUUCCGCCUUCAUCUUCUUUCUUCAAAUUCUUCUGUCCAGUAAGUGCUCCACAUCCCAUCCUUCUGCUUUGCAUGGACAAGGGGAACCCAGCUGAUUCCCAUCACUCGAAGCCCUUCUCCUCUUCAGCCACCUCCAGCAAAAGAAGCGGGAGAGGGCGGGGGAGGGAUUUCAGUAAGGGAGAUUCUGUCGGCGGUGAGGACCAUCGGAUUGAUGCCCUUGGUCGACUAAUGACUAGGAUUCUUCGUCAUAUGGCUGCUGAGGUGAACUUGGAAAUGAGAAGUGAUGGGUUUGUUCGUGUUGGCGACUUGUUGAAGCUGAAUCUAACUACGUAUGCUAAAGUGCCGCUAAGAGCACACACUAUUGAGGAUGUGAAGGAGGCUGUGCGAAGAGAUAAUAAGCAAAGGUUUAGCCUCCUGGAGGAAAAUGGAGAACUCCUUAUCCGAGCAAAUCAAGGUCAUUCAAUUAAGACUGUCACUUCCGAAAGUCUGUUAAAGCCCAUAUUAUCAGCGGAUGAACUACAAGUUUGUGUUCAUGGAACCUAUAAGAAGAACCUAGAAUCCAUUUUACAAUAUGGUCUGAAACGCAUGGAAAGGCUACAUGUACACUUUGCAAGUGGAUUGCCCUCAGAUGGAGAAGUAAUUAGUGGUAUGCGAAGAGAUGUCAAUAUGUUGAUCUUCUUGGACUUGAGAAAGGCAUUGCAAGAUGGAAUGAGGUUCUAUGUUUCGGACAACAAAGUCAUACUGACAGAGGGUUUUGAUGGCAUAGUUCCAGCAAAGUAUUUUGAGAAGAUGAUAACUUGGCCUGGGAGACACAACAUACCCUUUGGACAAAUAUAAUGAGUAAGAGUUUCCUGCUUUUAUGUUCUAUUUAUGUUGCAUUUUAUUUAUAAAUUGUAUGGCUUUUUAAUUUACUUUUAAUAUUUAUAAUUUAUGGGAUAAUUUACAUACAAACCACCUGAAAUAUUGAUAUUUACAAAUUAAGCACCGGGGGAUCUUUCUGAACCGCCAAACCGUUGUAUUUACACGUGUCACUAUCAAACUGUUGAGAAUUUGAUAAAAAUGGAAAAUAUGG